This is a messenger RNA of Solanum tuberosum (potato), 339 nucleotides long. Its product is annotated as non-specific lipid-transfer protein C, cotyledon-specific isoform-like. Bases 1 to 339 code for a protein of 112 amino acids. Gene Ontology annotation, molecular function: lipid binding. Lineage: Eukaryota; Viridiplantae; Streptophyta; Magnoliopsida; Solanales; Solanaceae. The transcript has a single exon. Gene Ontology annotation, biological process: lipid transport. The record is from RefSeq and is a predicted model, not a curated record.
AUGUCAAAAAUUCUUUUAACUUUGUUUGCUCUAGCUCUAAUUUUAGGCCAAACAAAUGGAGUUAUUCAAUGUGGGACUGAUGUUCUACCAAAAGUAAAACCUUGUGGAGGUUUUGUACUAGGUCAAGAUGCAAAACCUAGUCAAGAUUGUUGUGUUGGUUUGCAAGAUUUGGCUAAAAUAGCCACUGCCUCACAAUCAGACCGCAAAGAUAUUUGCAUUUGCUUCAAAGCUCUAAUGAAAGCUGGCCAAGUGAACUUUAAAAAAGCUAAACAACUUCCUAAUCUUUGCAACUUCACUACCUUUAUGCCAAUUACACCUAAUCCUGAUUGCUCCAAGUAA